GCUUGUGGCAAUGUCAUAGGAUGAAGCUACAGGAUACAGGAAACUGAAAAGGAUGUCAGGUAUGUUUCACCAUAUGCCGCAGCUCAUGUUCCUUUGCCUUGCAGACUAGACACUUCGAGGCAUUCUUUGGCUCAAACCCAUGCCAACCUCCCAACUUGACGAAACCUGAUUACCCAUCUGGGUCCAUGAUGCAUACCUACAAAUGAUAGCCAGUCUGCGGACGUUCAAAGUUUGGAGCCAUAACAUAGGCAGGAAUACUGGGCCAGCACAUACGUAAUGGGCACCUACGGUGCUACUAAUAUAUUUGAUCGCGAUGCUACGGCUUUGGAGGACCUUUGUACUAUACAGCUACCAGAGCAAAUUAUCCAUGUGCCAUCAUGACUGACGAGUUUCCAUCCUUCCAGCCUUAUGCCCUCACGCCUCUCGACCACAUUGCCCCGCCGCUGUAUGCGCUGUUCUACUUGUCCUUUCGGCCUGAGCACCCGUCCCAGACACUCGUCACACUGAAAGGCGGCAUUUCGCACUUGGUAUCCAAAUGGCCUUUCUUGGCUGGCAAUGUUGUCCAGAUUCAAAGGGGAAAGAAAAUCGGACUGGAGAUACAUCCACCGGCUGCCUCAGACCUUGUCGACUACCCAAUGCUCCAGGUCAAGCAUCACCAACAGCCCAUCUCGCACAUACCGUCCUUGACUGUCAUCGACAAUGAGUUGCUACACAUCCCGACAAAAGUGCCGAUUGCCUAUCCUAUACCUGCCGUACGGUUCCAGGCCAACAUCAUGCACGACGGCAUUGUUCUCUGCCUCGGGUGGCACCACCAGGUCAUGGAUGGGGUUGGCGUUAGCACUAUCCUAGGAUCCCUCUCGCGGUGCUGCCGUGGGUUGGAAGGGAAAAUACCUCCUCCUCCAACGGACCUCCAGAAUGAGGGACGUGCAAGACGACAGAUCAUUGAAGCCGCAGACUCAGAAGAUUCUAGCAGUCAUAACCAUGACGGCGCGUAUGAUAGUAUAGACUACGAAGAGGCGUGGGAUGACUCCUUCGAGCCGAUUAUAUCUCGCCGAUAUGCUUUGUGUGCGGAAAGAGUCGCCUAUCUCAAGGAUUCCUGCAAUGCUCUGAUCCGGGACCUUGUGAUCGACCACCCCAUGACAUGCCGCAACUCAGAUGAGAGCAACUCGGAAUAUCCAGAAGAGAAUGACCGCAUGUCGUGUGAUGACGCAGUCACUGCAUUGACAUGGCUCUGUUGUUCACGCGCACGCCUCAGAGCGGCAUCGAGAAGAUCAACCGGCUUGCCGCACACCUCGUCCUUGUCACGACUUGUAGAGGUUCGAUCUCUGAUGCAACCUCAUCUUCCAAGAAGCUACUUGGGAAAUAGUCUUGUGGUUGCGAGGUCCCAGUGCAACUGGGAUGAUAUUCCGGGCUCUCAUGAUGACCCGCCUCCAGCUAGUGGAGGAAACCGUGUUGGGGAAGAAACAAUUCACGCGCUUCUGAAACUAGCUCUAAGAUCUCGAGCCAAGUGCAAGUCCAUCAAUGACAAGCAUGUCCGCGGGUUGAUAACCGAGGUGAAGAACUGCGAUAACUACGAGGAAUUUGCUGAAGCCCCGGCUGAGGUCGACAUGUCCAGUCUCCGAAGGCUCGGUUUAUACAGGCUGAACUGGGGCCCCCACCUAGGUCCUAUGGUGGAUUUUGACGCGAUUGACAGUCGCACUGAUGGCUUAUCGAUGAUCCUGCCCGCCAGGCCUGGAAAGCCAGGGCAGACUCCGUGGGAACUACGCAUUACUCUUCCAUUGACGGUCAUGGAACAAUUCCGGCGAGAUGAACUUGUUAAUUGGGCAACAGGGGCAAAGAAAUCAGAGUUCAAGCUAUGAUGUAACGGGUCAAGGUAAAAUGUUGGAAGUAUCACCGAGCACCGAGCUACCCCGGGUUUGUUUCUUGCUUCCUUGAUAGAGCUUUUAACCUUCAAAACAUUAGAAAUCAAGUUAAGCUUAUUUUCGCCA
This is a messenger RNA of Aspergillus heteromorphus CBS 117.55, 1988 nucleotides long. RefSeq names its product O-acetyltransferase. The coding region runs from base 378 to 1859 and encodes 493 amino acids. NCBI's taxonomy places the organism in Eukaryota, Fungi, Ascomycota, Eurotiomycetes, Eurotiales, Aspergillaceae. Gene Ontology annotation, molecular function: acyltransferase activity, transferring groups other than amino-acyl groups. The record is from RefSeq and is a predicted model, not a curated record. The transcript has a single exon.